Onychomys torridus (southern grasshopper mouse) is the source of this 4082-nucleotide messenger RNA. It is a transcript of the gene Rhoq, whose product is annotated as ras homolog family member Q. Gene Ontology annotation, molecular function: GTP binding; GTPase activity. The transcript is spliced from 5 exons. NCBI's taxonomy places the organism in Eukaryota, Metazoa, Chordata, Mammalia, Rodentia, Cricetidae. Bases 217 to 834 code for a protein of 205 amino acids. Gene Ontology annotation, biological process: cortical actin cytoskeleton organization; small GTPase-mediated signal transduction. The record is from RefSeq and is a predicted model, not a curated record.
GGCGGGGAGCCGGGCAGCGAUCGAAGCGGCGGCGGCAGCGCCCCGGGCCCGCCGCACCUUCCCCUCCGGUGAGGGGAACCGCUGCAUGGGGCCGGGGGGGCGGCCCUGCUGCGCCGAGCGGCGGCGACGGCGGACCCCCCAGGCGGGCUGGGGCUGAGCCCGGAGCCGGGGCGGGGGCUCCGGGGGGACCAUGCCCCGAGGCCGGCCGACCGCAGCAUGGCUCACGGGCCCGGCGCGCUGAUGCUCAAGUGCGUGGUGGUCGGCGACGGGGCGGUGGGCAAGACGUGCCUGCUCAUGAGCUAUGCCAACGACGCCUUCCCCGAGGAGUACGUGCCCACUGUCUUCGACCACUACGCAGUUAGCGUCACCGUGGGGGGCAAGCAGUACCUCCUGGGACUCUAUGACACAGCUGGACAGGAAGACUAUGAUCGUCUGAGGCCUUUAUCUUACCCCAUGACUGACGUCUUCCUCAUAUGCUUCUCUGUGGUAAAUCCAGCCUCAUUUCAAAACGUGAAAGAGGAGUGGGUGCCAGAACUUAAGGAAUAUGCACCGAAUGUCCCCUUCCUAUUAAUAGGAACUCAGAUUGAUCUCCGAGAUGACCCCAAAACUCUAGCAAGACUGAAUGACAUGAAGGAAAAACCUGUCUGUGUGGAACAAGGGCAGAAGCUAGCAAAAGAGAUAGGCGCAUGCUGCUAUGUGGAAUGUUCAGCUUUGACCCAGAAGGGUUUGAAGACUGUUUUUGACGAGGCUAUCAUAGCCAUUUUAACUCCAAAGAAACACGCAGUUAAAAAAAGAAUAGGAUCAAGAUGUAUAAACUGUUGUUUGAUUACGUGAGAAAAGUCUGUAGUGGCCAAGGAAACUGUCCAUUUCUCCCAGAAAGCAUUGGAAAUGCUACAGCAAUGUCCUGACCUCUUACAAUGAAGCAGUUUAACUUGAGCAGGGAGGGAACCUGUCCUCAGCAUUCUCCAGAGUUCACUGAGAAUGUUUCUUAAAGGUCUAAGCGGCAGCAAACAGCAUCUGAAGCCACAAUCUACUCUAAAUACUUUAUUUCCACUAGAAGGUACAAUCUCUCAGGGGUUUCAUAGUUAAAAAGCUACAAUCACAUCAUGUUGAAACGACAUUGAAAAAACAACAGUGCUGUAAAUGGAACCGCUUGGCUUCGACCAUACACAUUUCUGCACAGCCCUUAUGGAAUCUGCACAAAGUACUACCGCCUCCCUUUCUCCUCUUAAUUGUUCUUGUAUGUAAGUUGCUUUCUAUUCCAGUAUAUCCAGAGUGGUGAGCUCACGAGGCCAGCCACGUAGCCAAAGGUCGCUCCAAGUGUACAGGAGAUGGGCCACACCUAAGGGAAGAAUGAUGAGAUCAAAACCAACCAAUGUUUCAUUAUUACUUGAGCACAAAUUAAGUGUAACAUAAACAUUUCUAUAGUAAAGCUUAAUGUGCUUUCUUAAAGAAUGCCAAAAGUUUAGUAGAUCGUAACUGCAUUUACCAUGAACACUAAAAAUGUGCACAUUUUAGUUAAUGUGCACUAAAGGUAACAAGGCUUCUGGCAACUGUAGAUUUAGUUUGAUGUUCCCCCAAAAUGCAUGAAAUACAUGCUAAAGUACCAAUUUAAAAGUUGGGCCAUAGCUUGCCAUAAUCCUGCUCAGUUUAGCUCUCUGAAUGAGUUGGUCAUUUUUCUAAUUCCCACUUUGACUGUGUACAUCAAAGUGAGUAGGCUGACCGAACCUUAGGACCUUUUCAGUUGGGUCAGAGGGAAGACACAGAAUCGAAGCAUGUGACAUGGAACAUGUGGGUACUCUGCUUCCAUGAGCUGCGGGUACUGUAGCCGCAGAGGGUGCAGCCCACAGCUUAUGCACACACCUAGUGUGUAAGGCAAGCAGAACACUACAGUCUUCCCGAGAUGGUUUCCUCAGCCAUGCUACACUUCAUUAAACCAGAACUAAAUAAUGGUGAUUUAUUUUAUGCCAGACAGGGUAUGUGGGUCCCAAAGUAAAAAGCCCUGUGUAAAAAAAAAAACUUGGAAGCAAACUUUCAUGUUUCUUUUGUAAAGCUUAUUUGGUGUACUAGAGCCAUUUCUAACCCUUCUCAGAGGAAUAGGCCACCAGAGUGUACUGGAGGCAAACCACCUUGAUAACUAGCUGGUACCAUGUGGCUUUCUUCCUCAGUCUGCUGUGGAUCUGCCUUAUUCUUUAAAGGCCAUGCAACAGACAUUCGUGGUAGACAAAGCUUCCAUGCGAACCACUCACGCAGUUGGGAAGCAUAAUCAACCCAUAGAGUGUUGCGGCCUUUCUUAGGUUUCAAUUUGCUGUUGCUUCAACUACGACUUCCUUGUCUUUAGCGAGCUUCUGUUAUCUUCCAGGAUUUGUGCUUACAGCUUUGACUAUUGCACAGAUUGGGUAAUGGAACACUAAACAUUGAUACUUGAAAAUGACAGCCUUAAAUGUUCAUACCAGUCACAAAUCUAGAUGUACUGUCUUGCAUGUGAGCUUUGUAGGAGUUUUUGAAGUAUAAGCACCACACUCCCCCACUUGGUAGUGGACAGUCUACUGGAUAAGAGCUUUCUCUUGGAAGUGGACGUUGGAUGUCUUUUUCUCCAAGCAGUGGUGGUUCACAUUAAGCAUCAUGGCCUUAUGUAUGCUCAAAUGGGAUUUCUGUAACUUUCCCAUUUAGUUGUGGUCUGUUUUUAGAUAGAAUUGAAAGAACCUGUAUAAUGAGUUAACAUGCUAGCUAAGUUGUCACACCAAUAUGAAGGAGUCCCAACAGUAAAGUAUUAUUCAUUUCCAAGUCGCCUUUGGAGAUUUGAUGGGUUUGGGUUUUUGUUUUUGUUUUUUUCCUUCAAAUCUACAUUUGUGAAACCUUUGACACUUGGUGUAUUAGGCAAUGAAGUCAAGAACGUUCCUGCUCCAAGAGAAGUGGAUUAAGAGUCUGGAAAAUGCACUGGUGUCACCUUGCUUUCCUCAUGUUCUGACCACGGGAACAUCUCCAGUAUCCUCCCAUUCAUGAGCUCUUUCCACUCUCUCCUGAAUCACAGCAGGCAUGUUGGCCAUCUCACUCUUCACUCUCUCUGAACUCACAGCAGGCAUGUUGGCCAUCUCACUCUUCACUCUCUCCUUAGUCACAGUGGCAUGUUGGCCAUCUCACUCUUCACUCUCUCUGAACUCACAGCAGGCAUGUUGGCCAUCUCACUCUUCACUCUCCUGAGUCACAGCAGGCAUGUUGGCCAUCACACUGUUCACUCUCUCCUGAGUCACAGCAGGCAUGGUGGCCAUCACAUUUGCAGCUUUUCCAUCUCCAGAUGGUAAGAAUCAUGUAUAUAAGAAUUCUCGAACUCUAAGCCGACGAUUGUAUCAUCUGAACCUGAGGUGCCUUAGGUACUCUAUUUACCUUGAUGGGGUUUGGAGUUUCCCAUUGCUUGUUAAGAGCUCUUUGUGUUGGUUAGUUAGUAUUUCUUUUUGCAAAAUCUUCUCUGCCACUUUAACCAAAAAACCAAAGAUUUGUUUUCUAUUCAUGAGCAGAUUAUAGAGAAACUGCCUUAUUUUCAGAAGCUUAUCUUCAUUAAAGGCUUAGGUUGCAACAGAAAUUCAGACUAAUCUCUGGAAAAUGUCUUUCAAACCAGUGAAAUACCUGGGAAAGAAAAUACUUUUCAAAACGAUUUUAUUAACAUAAAUUGUGCUAGGAAAUGCACUGCUUCAAAUAAGGUCGUGUACGGAAGACUGAGAAGAAAUUAGAACUGAUCGGUGUUUGCACAGAAAUGUGUUCUGAAGUCCUUUAAAGUUUGUAGGGAAUCUGGAAACCUAGUAGACCUUUGCUAAUGUGUGCCCUUACUCCAUCCUUACAGGUACAUUGUAGCUUACUUCCGAUGAAUUAUCAUAUUUCCGAUAAGUAGAGCUUGAGUUUGUGCUGUUUGUUAUGAAUUAUCUUAGUUACUUUAGACACUGCUUCCAUUUGAUUUUUAAUUCUUGGUUUUAAAUACCAAAUUAAAUACUGGUUUGUUGGUUGUUGCUUUUGGAAUGAUUGUUACUUCAACAGCGUCCCUUCCUAACAUAUGGGGUCAUAAAUAAAAUGAAAUGCACAGUUUA